UUCUUGUUCUCUUUCCAUCAUCGCUGCAGGUUUCGUGUCACUUACGACGACAGCUAGACAUCGCACUCUUCCUUUUUAUUUCUUGUCGAGCACAAUCGUUUGUUUUCUAUCACAGUAUUAGCCCCAUGACUCGCGAUACAUUUGCCAUCAAGGUUGAGAAUAUCCCCGAAAAUGGUUGGUCUAAAUAAGCGGGAAAAGCUGGUCUAAUUGUAAACGUAGUCAACUUGAAGGACGUCGAAUCCAUUUUCAGUAGCGCUGUUGGUCCCAUCCAACGUGCGGAGAUUCAUCGCGAUGGAAUAACUACGCCGCACUGCGUGCUAUGUUUUCUUACACACGAUGCCUUUAAGCAAGACUUGUAUGCUCCCACCUGACUGUACCAAUUGACCACAUGACAGGAAAGCUCUGCGGAUGUCUGGUUACAACAUCGGUGGUUCCUCCAUUACCGUGACACCCGCCGGUAACAAAACGUCGUCUCCAAGCACUGGCAAGAAUUCAGAUGCGCGCCGAAAUCUCUACGUCCUCGGUCUACCCUUUGAUCUCACCAAGCCUGAAUUUUCCGCUCUGUUUUCGCGUUUCGGCACUGUCAUGCACGCCGUGAUUCUCGCUACUGUCGAUAACGCAUCUCGCCGUCGCGGGUUCGUGGUAAUGUCAUCUCAUGAGGAAGCCAAACGUGCGAUGAAUAUGCUCUCGCGAACGCAACUAAAAGGACACACCCUUGAUGUAUCUUGGGCCGUUGUACAACGAUCUCAAGGCUUCUUAGAUGGCGCAGACAGGACGAUGAUGCUGGCAUCCUCAAACCCUUUGUCACUUCCGGAAAUGGAGUUCGAUCGCCAACCCGCACCUCCGACCAUUAGCUCGCCCAAAAACUGGAAUAUCUCGUUGGCACCUUCCUCGAAGUUGCUGGUAUCGAACUUGCCGUCCCUUCUUUUUGCUCAGGCCAGUGACUUGCAUCCUUUGUUCUAUCCUUUCGGUCCCAUCAAGGAGGUGAAGCUCAUGGAUUCUAUCACGCUUGGCAAUGGAACUACGAGCGCUCUGGUCGAAUACGUGAAUAUCUUCAAUGCUCAGGAAGCCAAAGACGCACUUCAACGACAAUUCUAUGGGACCUCACACCUGGAAGUCCGAUUCGUCCAAGACAAUAUCCAUCCGGUUGACUCUGCUGCUGCUGCGUAUGCUCAGUCUCCCAUGCUACCGAAAACAUCUGACGCCGGACUUAAUCCCUGUGCUACUCCUUUUGUCCUUGGAUCUUGCCACUUACCACCCUUGGCUUCCGGUCUUAGCUGCGUUGCACACGAUGCGUUUGUAAACGACUUCUACUCCCCACCUGGUCUUCCCAGCGAUACCUUUCAAGCUGCCUCAUUCGCACCUCACCCCGUUAGAUAUCACCUCAGGGCCCAUGUUGCCGAUACAAUUUCCAGAUCCAGCUCUGCAACGAGCUCGAGGUAAAACUGUUAUCUUCAAAUAGACAAAGCUAAUCCCUUCGAAGCAGCUGGAGUAACGAUAUUCGCCCAUACAGGCCUUCUCGUGCACCGUUCUCUUCCUUCACACGCGCGAACACACCCGCACAAUUCACACCACUUUUCUAUGCUUGAUCGAUCCACUUUUCUUCUGGAUGGACUCACUAUAUCGCCCAUCCAUGCUCUUCGUAAUUUUUAUGCUUCAGUACCUUCAAGAAAUGGACUCGGACUUCUUCUGGGCAAAUAAAUAGCACCCGUGCACUAGUCUUUAUGCUAUCGAUUCUUGUUUUAAUCUCGGAAUUCCGUUUGUGUCGAGGAGACGUCAUUCCAUCCUUGUUGAUAAUAAUUAGUAAUAACGUCUGUCUUCCGUCUCCCUGUAGUCGCUGUUUUGUUCGUCCUGUAGGGGCUUGUAAUCAUGGGUUUUGUCCAGUGUA
Molecule: messenger RNA, 1888 nt
Organism: Suillus subalutaceus
Lineage: Eukaryota; Fungi; Basidiomycota; Agaricomycetes; Boletales; Suillaceae
Exons: 7
Coding region: 409-1443 (344 amino acids)
Cellular component (GO): cytosol
Molecular function (GO): mRNA binding
Source: RefSeq, a predicted model, not a curated record